Chaetomium fimeti is the source of this 1032-nucleotide messenger RNA. Its product is annotated as Alpha/Beta hydrolase protein. Gene Ontology annotation, molecular function: feruloyl esterase activity. Lineage: Eukaryota; Fungi; Ascomycota; Sordariomycetes; Sordariales; Chaetomiaceae. The transcript has a single exon. The record is from RefSeq and is a predicted model, not a curated record. The coding region runs from base 83 to 955 and encodes 290 amino acids.
UUCCCGAAUCCCGAGACGACGGCCUGACUGUCGCUUGUCAGCCUGCAGUUUUGGCGAGAUACUAGACGACAACAACAACAAGAUGACUCGCUGCUUUAGUCAGAUUCUGCCCGCAGUGGCACUCGUCGUCGCGGCCCUUCGGGGCGUGACAGCUGCGACACCGUCGACGGGAUGCGGCAACGCCCCUAAACUCAUCACCGACGCGGCGGCUACGACACCCCUGAGUCUGACCUCGAACGGCAAGAACCGCGAGUUCUACGUCAAGCUCCCCGAGAACUACGACAACAGCCACCCGUACCGGCUGAUCUUCACCCUGCACGCCCUCGGCGGCAACGCCCAGCAGGUCACGGUCGGAAACGGCGGCUACCUACCGUGGUACGGAAUCCCCGCGCUCGCCAACGACACCCUGGGCGCCGUCUACAUCGCGCCCAACGGGCUCAACAACGGCUGGGCCAACCAGGGCAGGGAAGAUGUGACCUUCCUCGAGACGGUCAUGGAGACGGUCGAGGCCGAUCUCUGCAUCGACCAGAACCUGCGCUUCUCGACGGGCUUCAGCUACGGCGCCGCCAUGUCCUUCUCCCUGGCCUGCUCGCUCGGCAAGCAGAUCCGCGCCGUCGCCGCCCUGUCCGGCAACCCCAUGAUCAGCGGCUGUGUGGGCGGCACCGAGCCCGUCGCCUACUACGGCCAGCACGGCACCAAGGACUCGGUGCUCCCCAUCGCCGGCGGCCGCCAGAUGCGCGAUCGCUUUGUGAAGAACAACGGCUGCACCGCCCAGUCGCCUCCCGAGCCCGCGGCGGGUGGCAAGCACGUCAAGACGGCCUAUAGCGGCUGUGGUGACUACCCCGUUGUGUGGAAUGCUUUUGAUGGCGAUCAUACUCCGCAGCCGAUGGAUCCGGGCGCGGCUGAGACGUUCUCUGCGGUCGAGAGUUGGGAGUUCUUUUCGCAGUUCGAGUAGAGGCAAGGGCAAGUCAUCCUGCCCCGUACGAGCGGCUUAGGACAAGGAGAGAAUGGUAUCUUUCUGUAUUGAAGGAC